CCCAAUUAUUUCCUCAACAGGUCACUUCUCAAGGGAGUCAAUGGCAGAACCCAGGACUAAACCAAAAAGUCCUGACUCCCAGCCAAGUGUUUCCCCCUUUUCCUCUUAUCAGUCCCCUAAUUAAGAUCUUUGCUUCCUGCUUCACAAACUGUAUUUAGAAUUGGCUUUUGGGUUUUCUCCAUUACAGGUUUAUUGCCAAACCCUGUGCUCUCCAUGUUGGCAUCCAGGACAGUGGUCCUUAUCAGGCCCAACCUAAUGCCAUCCUUGAAAAGGUGUUCAUAUCUAUUACCAAGUAUCCCGAUGAUAAACGGCUGGAAGGCCUGUCAAAGCAGCUGGACUGGGAUAUCCGAAAAAUCCAAUGCUGGUUUCGCCAUCGGAGGAAUCAGGACAAGCCCCCAACGCUCACUAAAUUCUGUGAAAGCAUGUGGAGAUUCACUUUUUAUUUAUGUAUAUUCUGCUACGGAAUUAGAUUUCUCUGGUCGUCACCUUGGUUGUGGGACACCCGACAGUGCUGGCACAGUUACCCUUAUCAGCCUCUCACAAGUGGGCUUUAUUACUAUUAUAUCAUGGAAUUGGCCUUCUAUUGGUCUCUUAUGUUUUCUCAGUUUACAGAUAUUAAAAGAAAGGACUUCCUGAUCAUGUUUGUGCAUCACUUGGCCACUAUUGGGCUCAUCACCUUCUCCUACAUCAACAACAUGGUUCGGGUGGGGACUCUGAUCAUGUGUCUACAUGAUGCCUCAGACUUCUUGCUGGAGGCAGCCAAGCUGGCCAAUUAUGCCAAGUAUCAGCGUCUCUGUGACACCCUUUUUGUGAUCUUCAGUGCUGUUUUUGUGGUCACUCGUCUAGGAAUCUAUCCAUUCUGGAUUCUGAACACGACCCUCUUUGAGAGCUGGGAGAUGAUCGGGCCCUAUCCUUCUUGGUGGUUCUUCAAUGGCCUUCUCCUGAUCCUACAGGUUCUCCAUGUCAUCUGGUCCUACCUAAUUGUACGAAUUGCUUUCAAAGCUUUGAUCCGAGGAAAGGUAUCUAAGGAUGAUCGCAGUGAUGUGGAGAGCAGCUCAGAGGAAGAUGAUGUGACCACCAGCACAAAAAGCCCCUGUGGCAACAGCUCCAGCAAUGGUGCCAAUCAGGUGAAUGGUCACAUGGGAGGCAGCUACUGGGCUGAAGAGUGAGGUGGUUGAUAUGGGGACUUCAGCACACGUGGACUUGUAGGGCCAUUGGCAACCUACUCCUCUUCAGCCUCCUCACAGCAACACUCCUGUGAUUAGGGAGUGUGCAGGACACUGAGGAGAAUCAAAGAAGCAAAUAUUUUCACUUAAAAAAAAAAACUCUGCCAUUUUGUAUUUAAUAGACUCCAGGUUCUUUCAGUAAUGUUAUUUGCUCUGUGUAUGUGUGUGUAUGCAUGUGCAUUUGUGCAUAUGUGUGAGUUUCAUUGCCUGGGUUGGGGCACAAUUCUGGACUGGGGCCAUUAGGCCUCGCUUGGUCCCCCUUGAACCCACCUCAAUCCCAGAUUUGACUGCUUGAAUAAUGCUGGCUCCAGACUGUCCCCUCCCUUGUUGCCUAUGGCUCUUGAGGCUCUGGCCAUCUGAAUGGAGCAGCGAACUUCAGCUCUAGGUAUCUGCACUGUUUCGGAGCUGGACUGUUUCACAUGAAGUUGUAUAGAAACAGACAACCACGGACAGAUGACCAGGAUUGCUGUGGCCCCUAGCUAGAUCCCCUUCCUACCACCUGGACAGCUGCUGAUACCCUGCUCUUUAUUCAGUGGUACGCAGGGAGUUGGGGGUGGGAGGAAAGAGUGAGCUGAGGGCUGGAGGACAACAGCCACUGCGUGAGCUGUUAACGGUUUAUACUAUUGUUUACUCUUCUGUGAUUAAAAGUGCUUCAGCCCUCA
This is a messenger RNA of Vicugna pacos (alpaca), 1888 nucleotides long. The record is from RefSeq and is a predicted model, not a curated record. NCBI's taxonomy places the organism in Eukaryota, Metazoa, Chordata, Mammalia, Artiodactyla, Camelidae.